GUGGUCAGAUACUGGGCCGACGAGAGCGGCUACCACCCGACGCUGCGCCGUAUGCGUACCCCAGGCUGUGAACAGCAGAAGCGGGAGGCGGUCAGCUCCGACCCAUCCGCUGCCGCCGACCCCUCGUCUCCGGACGGACCGUCCGCCGUGGCCCCUGGUAAGAGCCCGGACCCAGCUCCCGCCGGGCAGCCACAGGAGACCGAGACUCCCUCGGCAGCCCGCUCCGAGCCGCAGAGGACAGCGGGAAGGAGGGGACCGUCAGCGCCCGGCUCUCCCUCGGGGGCGACGGCAUCCUGCGGGAGCCGUACGGGUCCCGACGGCCAGCCAGCAGCCCCCAGCCGGCCGUACGGGUUCGCCUACAACGCGGGUACGCAUUACCACUGGGAGCGCGGUUUCGCCAAUGGAACCAAGAUAGGGGCCUACGCGGUGCAGCUGCCGGAUGGUACUCUUCGGACCACCACCUACACCGCCGACUGUUCAGGCUUCAAACCGAGCAUCACUGUCGAGCCGUUAGACGAGGCCAAGUUCCUCAGAGACUUCCAGGCGUUCAACCCGCCUAAGGAGGCCAAGCUGUUCGAGCGAGGUGAGCAGCCCCAGGCCUCCGCCCUGGUGCGUUCGGAACCGGCGCCGGCUCCGCAGAACCUACGAGCUCCGGGAAAGCAGAGAUCGGCAGAGGUCCGCGGAACGCCGCCCCGACUGGUGCAGGAGCGACGGAAGGAGACGACAUCCUCACCGGCCUCCACCAAACCGCCCACCACCACAGAAAGGCCCACGGCUGCCAGCACUACCACCACCACCACCACCACAGCGCCGCCAACGACCACAGCGGCGCCUCCACGAACCUCUGCUUCUCCCAGUCGACCGAUAGGUGGCAGCCCCAGCAGAAGCCGCUCCCCAGCCCGCCGCCUCGCCCCGAUCGUGCCCAUCCGACCGGCCGGCAGCGGGCCGUACCAUUUCUACGUCCACCUACGGCACAACUACCACGAGGAGCGGGGAUACGAGAACGGCACCGUAGCCGGUCAGUACGGCGUGGUCGGACCCGAUGGCGUGCUGCGGGAAGUGGGCUACACCUCCGAGCACGGCUUCGUACCCACGCUGACCGACACACCCGUCAGCGCCGACCACGACCUCAGCUCUCGGCCGAGGAAACUCUGAGGUCGUGUGUCUCUGAGCUCGUGAGGGAAAGUGCGGGGUGCGGGAGGACGAAGGGCCAGUGUCGGUUACUGGACUGACUGCAGGCGGUGGGUUUGACGCCGCAGUGCGGUCUUGGCUGUGGGAGAUGAAUAGAAUAGUGAGAGGUGAGGUGGCUAUUGUGAGGUAGUGUGUAAAAGCGUUUGGUGCACAUGUCGGUAAGAAGUGGCCAAUAGCCCAACAGAAGAGCUGACUACCAGGCUCGUGUCGGGAGAGCAAACAUUAUUGUGCCGUCGAGCAGAGUUGGGGGAAAUCACAUUUUUACUGCUACUCCAAAGAAAUAUUUGCGGGAAAACGAUCGCUCCGGCUGCACUAUGCUCACAAGUCACUUUUCAAGAAUGGUCGCCCACGGCCCAACCUCCCAAUGUAAGCGUUACGGAAGGAUUCAGUUGUGAAAAGGGGUGUGGACGAAUGACAGACAAGGGCGAGCAAUUUUGCUUUUAUCUGUUGUCAUCGAGCUGAAACUGAAGAGAACGUUCUUAUUCAAUGCUCACACUAAUGCUCAACGAAUGAUCAAACACUGUCAAAGCUUUGAACCCGUGCACCAUUGUGAAUGUUAAGCGCAACGCAGAUCAUGGAAACGAUAAUACAUUGCCAUGCUAUGAGGCACUUCCAUUACCAAAUACCCAUUCUGUGAACCAGAGCCCACAGCCACGCAUGUAACUUCUCGCGUUCAUCCUUUAUCAGUCAUACAAUAAGUAGAAGCUGCGCAUUUUCAUGAUUUGUCUGUAAAUAAAUGUCGCACGUUCCU
Molecule: messenger RNA, 1942 nt
Organism: Amphibalanus amphitrite
Lineage: Eukaryota; Metazoa; Arthropoda; Thecostraca; Balanomorpha; Balanidae
Product: polycystic kidney disease protein 1-like 3
Exons: 2
Coding region: 52-1155 (367 amino acids)
Cellular component (GO): extracellular matrix
Source: RefSeq, a predicted model, not a curated record